Molecule: messenger RNA, 2173 nt
Organism: Oncorhynchus nerka (sockeye salmon)
Lineage: Eukaryota; Metazoa; Chordata; Actinopteri; Salmoniformes; Salmonidae
Product: borealin-like
Exons: 11
Coding region: 110-949 (279 amino acids)
Biological process (GO): mitotic sister chromatid segregation
Cellular component (GO): chromosome, centromeric region; chromosome passenger complex; spindle midzone
Source: RefSeq, a predicted model, not a curated record
CAUUGUCUGCGUCUGCGUGUAAAUUUGAAAAUUUCGCCAACUGGAAAGAGAGGGAGGCAGCAGGAUUAACUCGCUAACUAGAAAAUAAAGAAAACAUCGCCAGAGAGUCAUGGGACGACCAAAGAGGACGACCAAACAACGUAAAAACCCCAAGUUGGACAAAUUGGAGGCUUUUCUCGAAGAUUUCGACAGUGAGGUUAAAACCGUAGUUGAAAGGCUGAAGGAGAAGACAAACAGCCUCCUGAAAGAUGCAGACAACUUCUACAACAUGGCUGUGAUUAAGCUGCCAAAGGCAGUGAGACAGAUGAACUGGCUUGAGCAUUGUGGGUCAGAGAAACCAAAGUCACCCGUGUCACCAGUGGAGGAUGCCAAGAAAGUAGAGGAGGCUGCCCAAGUGGAGAGUGUUAUGGCUGAAGUCCAUACUAUUCCCCCCAAGACUGUUAAAAAAGCAAAGUUGAAAAGGGGUGGAGCCAUGACAAGUUCAGAGGAUGAGGAGAACACUUUUACGGCCACCGGGAAGGGUAAAUCAACUAGGAAACCUCCAACGUCAAAGAGAGCCAAAGUACUGUCAGUCAGCAAGCGGAACUCGUCCAUCAGAAAGUCCAGUAGGAAGCCACUGGUCACUCCUUCCAGGAACAUGUUGGACAGUUCCCUCAUGGGCACUACCCCUCUCAUCACACCACGCUUUGACUCCAGACUUCCCAAGACCCCAGCGUUGAGGAUACCCCGCCACAAGGAGAGGGUUUACAGUAUCUCGGUCAACGGCUCCCCCAUCUCAGGAGACGGUAAUGAUAUCGUCAUCAAUGUCCCUGUGGGGAAUGGAGAGUGCAUUCAGUUGCUGGCCAGUCAGAUGGACACUGUGGACCUGGGACAGCUGGAUGAGACAGCCAUGAGGAGCAUCCGUCUGCUUCAGAACCGCCUCACAACACUGUGUGAAUCCUCCGAAUGACCUCUUCAGUGUCUUUUUUUGUUGUUGUACAAGACCCCCCCCCCCCCCCCCAAAAAAAAAAAUCUCUGUAUAUUUCUCUUUUAAUACAUAGUUGUUAAUAGCUGUCUGCUUUUGUGUAGUUAGCGCUCUUUAUUGUUAUGGUUUACAUUUUUUUAAAUGGAUGCCAAGCACGUGGGACUAUACUUGGAACAGGCUAUUUUUCAGGGAUGCAGUCUUCCAUAUAAAAUACAUUUAAAAUGAGCAACAUUAAUAAACCCCAACUACACUUCCCCUCGAAUAGUCUAACAUGUUUGAAAGUUACUUGUGUGCCCUGUGAGUGAAAGAGAAGGAUAUGCUGCAUGCCUUCGUCUCAUCAAUAACACUUUGUCUGCCCUCUUGUGGUUGAGGUUUGCCAGUUCAACUUGUACUGUACAGUGUGGAUGAGGAUUUUUUUUCUUUUUUUCUUACCUUUAUUUAACCAGGCAAGUCAGUUAAGAACAUAUUCUUAUUUUCAAUGACGGCCUGGGGACAGUGGGUUAACUGCAGUGGGUUAACUGCCUGUUCAGUCCAUGAAAUAAGAGGUCCAUGCAUUUUAGAAUUAUUCAGUGAAAUUUUACAAUACUUUGUUUUAAUGUAAAUAUGCCAUUUUGUUCACUUUUCUCAAAGUGAACUCUUUCAACUCUCUGGUGAAUGUCUUUUAUUUGUGUGGUGGAAGUUGGGGAACCACUGCUUGCUGUUGUUUGGGGUGGUUGUUUAUAGCCUAGAUGAAGAUCCUGGGGUAGUACUGGUAAUACAGUACAGAAAUACAACCACCUUUUCAUGUUUUCCCAUUGUCAUCGUCGCUUCAAUAUGCUGUAAUCACAGACAACUAGACAAUACUGUUUGCCUGCUUAGAUUCCCUGAGACCACCUGCUCAUUUGUGUUUCUGGAGGGUGCGUUAUUCAUGAAGACUCCAGGCAAAUCAAGUUCCCUUGGAAUUCAAUUUGUCGCUAAGUAUCAGUUUGACAGGAUUACGUUCCACGAGAUGCAUUGCAUUUUGAUGUUUAAAGUGUACAUUAGACGAUGAGCUACAGCUUCAGAUGUUUCCAUUAACUCUAGCUGUCAUACUGGUCACAGCAGAAGGAGCCCUGCCACGGCGUAACAAAAAUAUGGGCUUGUAGAAGCUUGAUUGAAACGUUGGGGUGUGGGGUGCCAGACUGCUUAAAUAAAUAAACUCUUAUACCACCAUAGCAGGGAUUCAAUCUG